Messenger RNA from Adineta ricciae, 1590 nucleotides. NCBI's taxonomy places the organism in Eukaryota, Metazoa, Rotifera, Eurotatoria, Adinetida, Adinetidae. The record is from the annotation of a GenBank genome assembly.
AUGUCACAAAUCGAUUUUCUCGUCAACACAUGCAAACAACUAACAAGUACAGUUGCACUUAUGCGUAAUGAGAUCGAUACGUUAAAAGUGAAUCAAGAAGUUCUCUGUUCCCGGAAUGAUCUUUUACUUAGUGAACUAAUGAAAACGAAACAAACAUCUCCUAUACCAACAACUAUUGACGAACAAGAAUCGAUACGAACUGAUGAUAGUGAUGACGAUCAGGACUUCCCCAGUGUUAUUCUUCGCUGUAAUGGAACAUUCACGGGACAUAAUGAUACUGUUUGGUGUUUAUAUGCAUUACAUGACGUACUUCUCAGUGGUUCGUCAGAUAAAACAGUUAAAGUUUGGAAUUUAUGUGGAACUCCAUUUACGAAUUUAGCUACGUUGCAUGGGCAUCAUGACGCGGUUUUAUCGUUGACUGUGAAAGAACGAACUGUGUUUAGUGGUGGUGGGGAUAACUCGAUAUUUGUUUGGAAUUUAGACGAUUAUAAUCAAACGACAUCUUUUGUUGCUCACACAGAUCCUGUUUGUUCAUUAGCACAAUACGAUAAUCAUUUGUACAGUUCAUCAAAUAGAUGCUUGAAAGUUUGGGAUAUUGAAACGUUACAAUUGUUCAAUGAAAUUGCCACAGAUACUCGCAAUGGUUGGCUAAGAGUUCUCAUGCAAAAAGAUAAAUGCAUCUAUGCUGGAUGUCGACGUGGAAUCAAAGUUUUUGAUGCAACUACGCAUCAAAUCUCGUUCGAGUUUGAAUUACCCACCAGUGAUUCAAUUUAUAGCUUGGCACAUUCGGAUACAUUGCUAUUUUCUGGUGCUUCUUCGGGAAAAAUAUAUGUUUGGGAUAUUCGAGCGAACCGUUGCUUAGAUACAACUUGUCAGCACGAUGCAACCGUCCACGGUCUGUGUAUGCUAAGUGCUGAUAAAUUUAAUCAAUCAAAUUUGAUAAGUGCCUCGAGUGAUAAGACAAUCCGGGUAUGGAAUGUGGAGCGAUUCGAACAAGUUCAAUAUGAUGAUCGACAUGAAGCAGAAGUGACUGCGUUACAUGCCAAUGCUCGGCAUAUCAUGUCUGGUGCUACUGAUGCAAAAAUAAAAGUUUGGGAUUGUACGACUUCAUCUCAUAUCUCGAAACGUUGGGUUAAUUUUGUACUCUCUCGUUCAAAAACAACUCCAUCACUUAUUCCUAAAGCAGCUGAAGAUCUUAAAGAAGCAGCCAAAGAACAUGUUCGAGAACUACGUCGAGAAUUUGAUAAACCAGUAAAAUUUUCCACUAGUCGAGCAAAAUAUUGGGACACAGCAGACUCAAUCGUCUUUAAUCGUCAUAUUGGAAAAUUCACACGACCCGUUCUAAUUGUGACUAUUUUGAUCAAUAUGUAUUAUUGGGGUUAUUAUCGAGAAGAAAAUGAUAUUGAUGAUAUGUUAAGUAUGGAACCAUGGCAGAUAUUUCCUCGGUUAAACUUAGAAUAUCUGAAGACAGCUGAAAGACAGUACCGGGAAGCCGGUCUGGACACGAGCCAAAUCGAAGUCAAGAAGAAAAUGAUUCAAGACAUAUUUCAGCCGCAAUUAAACAAUGAAGUUCGUCUAAAAUCUAAAUAA